CCCUGUUGCUAAGACACUCGCGCCUUGACAACCUGGCGGGGGAUGCGCUAAGGGCUGUCCCGGCGGGAGCAGCAGCUCCCCUCUCUGGCACCCACUCCCAGCUCCCCCAGACUGGCUGCGCUCCCAGGGGCGGUUUGAGGAAGUCCCACACGACGAGGCCCCACUCCCGCUUGCUCCGGCGGUAGCCGGAGUGGAAGGACCAUGGGAGAGACGGAGGGCAAGAAAGACGAGGCGGACUACAAGCGGCUGCAGACCUUCCCCCUGGUCAGGCACUCGGACAUGCCUGAGGAGAUGCGCGUGGAGACCAUGGAGCUGUGUGUCAUGGCCUGCGAGAAGUUUUCCAACAACAACGAGAGUGCUGCAAAAAUGAUCAAGGAGACGAUGGACAAGAAGUUCGGCUCCUCGUGGCAUGUGGUGAUCGGCGAGGGCUUCGGCUUUGAGAUCACGCACGAGGUGAAGAGCCUCCUGUACCUCUACUUCGGGGGUACCCUGGCCGUGUGCGUCUGGAAGUGCUCCUGACCCUCCCCCUGCCACAGGACUUUUGGAGCUUCGAAGCCCCAUGUCCCCGCCCUGUGCCCCGUGUGUGGUGACCCUCCCUCAGAAGACCCCGGGACCGCAGGGCGGCUGCUCGGGGAAGGGGACAGGGGACAGGGGGAGCCGGUCUUACCCCCACAGUCCAGACCCCUAGCUGGCCGACCGCCCCCUGCACUGCUGCCAGGUGUCCGCUCCUGCCGGUCCCAGCCAUACCCUCCCCUUCAGGGCGCUGGCCGGAGUCCGCUCGCCCCAGCACACAGUGACCCCCAGAAGCCCCUUCUCCGACCUGCCCCCAGGCUGCGCUGACCGGUGCCCAGCCCGACCACCACGCAGGGGCGCGGACACUGCCCAUCAGGGACACAUCUUGCUACUUUGUACUUCUCAUCACCGCUGCUUUUCUAGAUGCUUUUUGAGUGUGGGGAGAGGGUUUUGGUAGAGGGGCCCCUAUUUUACACAGUGGACUUAUUUAUAUAAACAUCUUGGUUUUUACAAUUAAAAUGACAAAACUUGA
Messenger RNA from Suncus etruscus (white-toothed pygmy shrew), 1045 nucleotides. It is a transcript of the gene DNAL4, whose product is annotated as dynein axonemal light chain 4. Gene Ontology annotation, molecular function: dynein intermediate chain binding; dynein light intermediate chain binding. The record is from RefSeq and is a predicted model, not a curated record. Lineage: Eukaryota; Metazoa; Chordata; Mammalia; Eulipotyphla; Soricidae. The transcript is spliced from 4 exons. Bases 202 to 519 code for a protein of 105 amino acids. Gene Ontology annotation, cellular component: dynein complex. Gene Ontology annotation, biological process: microtubule-based process.